AUGUCCUUAAGUCCCCAAAGCAGUGUAGCUGAAACCGAGCACCAUAUUGGACACCUUGUUGACAGUGCCAUUCACGUGAAAGACAAGGCCAAAGCAAAAACAAAGCGAUUGCUUUCUCCUUCACAGCCCGAUACAUCUUCUGAUGAUGAAGGGGACAUCUUUUCUGAUGCAGCCUUCGAUCCGGCGAAAGUCCUUCAUAACUCCUCGCCAAAGAAAACCAGAUCGACAGGCGAAGCAGUCCGCGAUGAUCUCAAAAGCGUCAAGUACCUGGCCACCCACCCGCGCCGGGUAAUGCGCAGCAAGGCUGCUCACGUUGCGGCCGGGAAACUUGGAAAGCGUCACCCGGCAUUGACUGUCGACCACAACAAAGAAUUACUCGAUGCCCACGAUGCACUUGCUCAGGCAGUCUCGAGCGAUUACUCGGAAGCAGACACCAGUGCCGUCGCGUCUGAGCUGGACGAAGCCCACAACCGCGUGCGCAAGAUCGAACAGCAAAGGGAAAGCUUGCAAACAGCCUGGAUUCUAGGGCGUCAUGUUUCCCGUGUGAAAGCCGUUCGUCCAAUAUCUCGUCCCGACCGCUCCCAGUUCAGGAAUGGUGAAAGAUUCGAGUGGGAGAGAUAUCUUGGCUACAUGGCCCUCUACUACACCCGGGACUUUACGACCGGAUACAUUGACGACUUUGAUUCCCCACCGUUUGAUCUUGAAGACCUCGCGCGCAUCAUCGAACGGAUUGCCAUCACGUCGGCGCCCUGGCAGUCCUUUCUUGUCAACGUCCGACACGUCUACAUGUGGCAAUUACCCCGUCGGACGGCGAAAUGGCUGGCUCUAUAUUGCGUCCUGUGGUACACCCAACAUAUUGUGGGCUUCUUGUACUUUUACAUCAUCUACUCCACCUUGCGAAACAGGUUUCGGGAACACUCCGUGCGGACAGUGCGAGAGAGCGUGAGCAGAGCCCUUGACCGAGAAGCGCGCGUGCAAGCUUGGGGUGAGCUCAUCCAGAGACACGGGCAGCAUGACUGGCUGGAACCGUUUCUGGACGAGAUCGGCCCAAUCAUCCAGCUACAGCUCGGGGACCUGGCGAAUUUCCUCGAAAUCAUGCUGAACUUCCACCGGUGGGAACGGCCGAAUCUGACUCUGGCGAGUCUCUUCUUUUUCGCCUGCUGUCUUCUCAUCACGUUAUGUGCCGACAUGGCCUUCUGCGUCAAGCUGGUAUGGUUCGUAUUUGGUGGUGGAUUUUUUCUCACCUACCCAAUCGCCACCAACUUCCCCAAGUACAGGUUGUUAUUGUCACAAUUCAGAUGGGUGUUCUGGAACAUCCCCACGCAUGCAGAACUGGCAAUUCUGAGAUUGCAAGAAAAGGUGGCUGCAAAGGAAGAGGCAGAUUUGCGCGAGUUUGAAUUGAGGAGUGAUGACGACCAUCGAGCGGAAGAUGACGAUGACGAUCAGAGCGAGUCUCCCCCGGGAGGAGCGACACAGGAUGGUUAUACAUUCCGAGUCUACGACAAGAAUGAAGGCCGCGCUCGCCUUGUCGUCAGCAGGACAAGCCUCACGCUCUUCUACAAGAGCGGACAAAAGGACCAAACCUGGCCGUUCCGUUCCCUCACGGAGAUGCGCAAGCUCGACGGCGUCGACGUCAAUUCCAGUUCCUCGACCCUGAAGAACCUCCAGCACCUGCACUCGCAGUCCGCCGAGGCGCUGCAGUUCUUCUUUCUUGGAGAUGCAGAGUUGACGGUCCUCCUGCACCCCGUGGAUCGGGAUCGCGUCUUUAACCUAGUCCUCGCGUGGAGUGGGUUGAGAUGGCAGUGUCUGCAGAUGGAGAGGCACAAUGUGGCGGCGAGCCAGAGGAGUAAUCUGGACCGGGCCAUCAAGAGGGCGUUUCAUUGA
Fonsecaea multimorphosa CBS 102226 is the source of this 1884-nucleotide messenger RNA. RefSeq lists its product as uncharacterized. Lineage: Eukaryota; Fungi; Ascomycota; Eurotiomycetes; Chaetothyriales; Herpotrichiellaceae. Gene Ontology annotation, biological process: negative regulation of toll-like receptor 9 signaling pathway; apoptotic process. Bases 1 to 1884 code for a protein of 627 amino acids. The record is from RefSeq and is a predicted model, not a curated record. The transcript has a single exon.